GCGCAGCAUGGACGGCCGCCUUGUCCUUGUCCGGGGACCAGGGCAACGAAUGGUUUCAUGCACUGCUAACACUUCCUGCCAGCGCUACGAAGCUUCGGCUGAAGGUCGUGUCGGGAAGAAGCUACCGCGGCGAUGUGGCGGUGGACAACAUCACUCUUAUCCCCCUCGACACGGCGAGUGCCAGGGACAGCAUGGUCAUGACGGCGGAGCAGACCUUCGUUGCGCAAACUUUGGGGCACGAGUUUGUGUUCCACUCCGGCGGAACGGCCUGCCGCACGGUUUUCUUCGAUGCCACGGACGGCAAUUGCCAGCAGCGAU
Symbiodinium necroappetens is the source of this 318-nucleotide messenger RNA. NCBI's taxonomy places the organism in Eukaryota, Dinophyceae, Suessiales, Symbiodiniaceae. The record is from the annotation of a GenBank genome assembly.